UAUUUAUAUCUUGAAGUUUAGAGCAUCCUUUUCCACUUGCUUCCAUGUCCAAGCAAACAAAAAAAAUAGGAAAGUAAUUGUCCAAGUUAUACAGCCACUACUGAUCUUAUACACACAAAGUUAAUGUCUUUUCAAGAUUAAGAAUCAACCACUACUUAUCUCAUAACCAAUACCUUCAAGAUCAUUCUUUUUACCAUUGACAAGCCUUGUUAAUCCUCCUCUUUUGGGGAUGACGAAGCAACGUUUGCAUGACAGAUUCAAGGCCUUUUUUAAUGACAGAUGGCUGGUUUUUGUGUGUGCAAUGUGGAUUCAGUCAUGUGCUGGGAUUGGAUACUUGUUUGGGAGUAUAUCACCAGUGAUCAAGAGCACCAUGGGGUACAACCAGAGGCAGGUGGCUAUACUUGGUGUGGCUAAGGACCUGGGUGAUAGUAUUGGAUUUGUGCCUGGCAGUUUAUGUGAGAUUUUUCCUAUUUGGGCUAUUAGUCUUAUUGGAGUUGUGCAAAACUUUGUCGGGUAUGGCUUGGUUUGGCUUAUUGUUGCGCAGAAAGUGCCUGCUUUGCCUCUCUGGGUGCUCUGUGUUGCUAUAUUUGUGGGGACAAAUGGUGAGACUUACUUCAAUACAGUAGCUCUAGUAUCAUGUGUGCAGAACUUCCCCAAAAACCGGGGACCUGUUGUUGGGAUACUGAAGGGAUUUGCCGGGUUGAGUGGUGCAAUUCUGACUCAGAUUUAUGCUAUGAUCAAUUCCCCUAAUGAAGCAUCGCUGAUUUUCAUGAUUGCAGUUGGGCCAUCCAUGGUUGUAAUUGCUAUAAUGUUCGUUGUGAGACCUGUAAGAGGUCACAGACAAGCUAGGUCAUCUGAUAAUUCAAGCUUCUUAUUUACCUACAGUGUUUGCCUCGUUCUAGCAGCUUAUUUAUUGGGAGUCUUGAUAGUCGAGGAUCUAGUUAAUCUGAAUCAAACUUUGCUCACAGUACUUGUUGCUGUUCUGAUCAUUCUUGUAUUGCUUCCUAUCACAAUUCCUGUUCUAUUGGCUUUCUACUCGGAACCAAGACAUCCAGUGGAGGAGAACCUUCUUCCUGAGACAGAUAAACAAGAGUCCAGUAAAUCUGAGCUGCAAAUAGGUGGAAGUUUCAUUCUAAGUGAGAUGGAAGAUGAGAAGCCUUCAGAAAUGGACUUACUUCAACCAACAGAAAGACAUAGACGAAUUGCUCAUUUGCAAGCUAAACUUUUUCAAGCAGCUGCGGAAGGAGCAGUGAGGAUCAAGAGAAGAAAAGGUCCACGCCGAGGAGAGGAUUUCACAUUAAUGCAGGCAUUAAGAAAGGCAGAUUUUUUGCUCAUGUUUUUCUCCCUUGUACUGGCUUCUGGUUCGGGUUUGACGGUUAUUGAUAAUCUGGGACAGAUUUGUCAAUCUCUGGGGUAUAAUGAUACAAGUAUCUUUGUUUCUAUGAUUAGCAUUUGGAACUUUCUUGGCCGUGUUGGUGGUGGUUACUUCUCAGAAGCUAUCAUUAGAAAAUAUGCCUACCCAAGGCCAGUGGCCAUGGCUGUGGUUCAGGUUGUCAUGGCAGUUGCUCUCUUCUACUAUGCUAUGGGCUGGCCUGGAGAAAUUUAUGUUUUAAGCAUUUUUAUAGGGCUUGGUUAUGGUGCCCAUUGGGCAAUUGUUCCUGCCUCUGCCUCUGAGCUUUUUGGCUUAAAGAGUUUUGGUGCACUGUAUAAUUUUCUUACACUUUCAAGCCCUGCUGGUUCUCUUAUAUUCUCUGGUGUCAUUGCCAGUGGUAUAUAUGACCACUUUGCAAGGAAACAAGCUGGCCUCCAACAGCUAAAUUCUGGAUCAUUGCCUGCUACACAUCUUGAGGAGGAGAAAUCGCUUACUUGUGUCGGCCUCGAAUGUUAUUCUCUCACUUGUGGGAUCAUGUCAGGUCUUUGCAUUAUUGCAGUGAUCCUGAGUUUGAUUGUGGUUCGUCGGACUAAGAGUGUGUAUGCUCAGCUCUAUGGAAAUACUCUUGUUUGAGUUGCAAGAGAAACAACUAUAAAGCGCUUUUCAUUAGCAUAUGGUUUUCACCACUACUUGUAUGCCAGGGAACCUGCUGAGCAAAGAAAGGCAGAACAUGAAUCUAUCACCAUUGUUACACCAGAAAGCGUGGAGCCGCACACAGUAAAGUCUUUGUUUGAAUUAUCCCAAAUACAUGUCUUCGUUGAAUUAUUCUGAACAUGAUUAAACUCCUUGCUUUUUUUGGACAUAUUUUAUGAGUGGUUGAUUCGUCCAACCAGUUUCUUCCAGGAUCUGCAGGAUAUUUCAUUAAUCUGCAGGCAGCAUCAUGCUUUGUAUUCAUUUUGUAAGUUAGGUGAUUAAUUAUAUGCUUGUUGAAAUCAAAACAGAAUUCUUACUUGAUAAAUAUAUUCCAUCUAUUCCUCUUCUUUUA
Messenger RNA from Populus trichocarpa (black cottonwood), 2417 nucleotides. RefSeq names its product protein NUCLEAR FUSION DEFECTIVE 4. Bases 230 to 2005 code for a protein of 591 amino acids. NCBI's taxonomy places the organism in Eukaryota, Viridiplantae, Streptophyta, Magnoliopsida, Malpighiales, Salicaceae. The record is from RefSeq and is a predicted model, not a curated record. Gene Ontology annotation, cellular component: membrane. The transcript is spliced from 3 exons.